ACGUUCGUUAUCAUGAUGUUCAGUGGUGAUGUCCUUUCCUGACUGGGAAGUGUUAACUUAGCGAAUUUGUUUUGCUAAUAUACCAGUCUCCUUGACAACAGUAUACAGUCCGAUAAAACUGCUGUCUUGGAUGCAUCGGCUACGAUUAGUGAUGCGUCACUUGUAUACCGAGUUGGCUAUUUUUUUGUUGAGUCUGAGUUCUAGUUGCCAGGCACUUCUGGCAUGGCGUGGUUUACACCGAGCUCUCCUUGCAUACUCUUUUUGAUCUCCGCAAGUUUACUACGUUCACAGGCCCUCCCCGCAUCAUGCCCGCCUGGAUGGCUCGAAUGGCAUCAGUCUUGUUACAUCUUACUCCCUGACAAGAUGAAUUGGUUUGAGGCCUCGGAGGCUUGUAACCGGCCGGGAAGCAGCCUCGUUGUGCCCAAUUCACGAGAGGAAAACCUCUUCAUCUGGAAGUCGAUGGUGGAAGGCGCUGAAGGUCUGUGGAUUGGCUGUACGGAUGCGGCUCAAGAGGGUGUCUGGAUGUGCGGGGGUCAGGCUGCACAAUACACCGACUGGGCUGUAGAUUUUCCAAGCGUCAAUGACGAGAUGAACUGUGCCCGUAUAACAGUUUACAAUAAAGGACGUUGGCGCCAUGAUGUACCAUGCGAUAUCAUCAAUGAUCGCAAAUCGGCAGCCUGUGAGAUGCCGGUUUUUGCGGCACCAGCCUACCACACCUUCUCCGGUCCCGCCGGGCGUGUCCCCCAGCAAUGCCUCCUCCACCACGACAUCAAAAAUCUGACGGUGAAGGGCGUGCUUGCCUGUGGCUGGGCGUGCCGUGCCGAUCCCCGAUGCCGCUCCUUUAAUCUUUGGCAGAACAGCAAGCGAGAAAAGACGUGUCAACUCAAUGACGUCACUCGUCUUGGAGCUGAUCGUAUCGACUUCGCGGCUGUUAACGACUGUUACUACUUCGACUUAUAAAACGUGAAGAUUUUGAUCCCAAUAAACAGUCACCAUCAACGUUCGGACCAGUACUGUAUUAUUUUUCUGAUCAGAGACGAUUAGGCUGAAGGAACAAUUGUCAAGUCAAUUUAUGGCUAAAUUGCGUCAGCGACUUUGGCAAUUACUUCAAUUGUGUGUACUUUAAGUUUGAACCUGAUUUCGUUACUUCAGAAAGGGAAAUAUUAACAUUGAACAUUACAAUUGCACAUUAACAAAAUAACGCUGAUGAAAACGUUAACUGCUACCGAUCACUAUUCGAUAUGAUGUAAAUCCGCCCUGGCCUGCCGUCUACUGGACAGAGAGAAAACAGCCUCCAGACAAAUGUGUUAUUUUCUUCAGAAAAAAAUAAUUAAAAAUAUACAACGCUUCAAGUCAGCUUUGUAUAAUAGCUUGUUUUCCUGCAAUUUAUUCUUAAUUUUAAAGAAGAGAUAGAUCGUACUAGACUAUAACUUUGUAUAUACUUGUAUUCAUAAAAUUAUAUGCGAUUAGACAUGGGUCAGAGAAUCCCUUAAAAAUACACUUCAUCUUGAAAACAU
Molecule: messenger RNA, 1517 nt
Organism: Patiria miniata (bat star)
Lineage: Eukaryota; Metazoa; Echinodermata; Asteroidea; Valvatida; Asterinidae
Product: perlucin-like protein
Exons: 1
Coding region: 223-960 (245 amino acids)
Molecular function (GO): signaling receptor activity
Source: RefSeq, a predicted model, not a curated record